CCGUCUCCACUGAUUUUUCUCCUCUCUUUAUUACUUUUCUUUUACUUUACUUCUGAUCGAUGAUCAAUUAAGCUCCAUCUCACCUUCUAAACACAUCUCCUUUCUUUCUCUUUUUCUUUCUCUUUGUCCGUGCUUCUUCUAGGGCUCGCUACUGGGAUCGACGACCUGUUCAGCGCUCAUAUAUACAGGAUCUCGUGCAGCAUCCUUCUUCAUGCUGGAGAAACAGCCAAGGCUGCCGGUCCGGCAGCUAGUUAUUCUCUCGAUAUGUCGCUUUGCUGAACCUGCCGGAGAUGAUCGAAUAUGUCGGCGUUCCCAAAGAUGAGGUUGCAAAAUGGGUCGGAAUUUCCUCUGCCGUCACGUCCAUAAGCCAGGCGGUCAUGGCAGUCACUUGGGGUACUGCUUCGGACCAUAUGGGUCGUAAGCCCAUCAUUCUGUUGGGGCUUACCUGCACCAUGAUUUUCUCUUUGCUAUUUGGCGUCUCGCAAACCCUAAGCAUGAUAGUGAUCACCCGCGCGUUUCUCGGGCUUAUGAACGGUAACGUUGGCAUCAUUCGUACGAUGGUGGCCGAAAUGGUCCCAGAGAAGGAGCUGCAGCCUCGCGCCUUUAGUGUUAUGCCUCUAGUAUGGACUAUUGGGACCAUUUUUGGCCCUGCUUUUGGCGGUGCUCUAGCACGCCCAGCGGAGAAGCAUCCGGAAAUUUUUGGUGACUCGGAGUUCUUCAAGAGGAACCCUUUCAUCCUGCCUAAUCUAGCGUCUGCGUUCCUCUUUAUCAUUGGAAUCGCGACAGGCUUCUUGUUCCUCCACGAAACGCUGGCAACAAGGAAGGACCGCCGCGACUACGGCUUAGUAUUAGGUAGCAUGCUAGCAAGUUCUUGCACUUCACGGGAAAGGAAAGAACGAUAUAUUGUGCAGGACACCGAGACUACCCCUUUGCUGGGUGAAACCCCAUCUCAGCAGAAGAAAGCUCCAGCCAAAAGACCCAGUUGGAAGGAGGUUUUCUCGCCGCAAUCCAGACUGGUACUCAUAGCAUAUGCCUUGCUGUCGCUGCAUACGAUGGCCUUCGACUCACUACUGCCGGUGUUCUUGCACACUCCUGCCCAACAGAUACAUGACAACCCAGAUGUACACCUGCCAUUCAAAUUCAUAGGAGGAUUUGGUGUCGACUCCCAGACCAUCGGCAUGUAUUAUACCCUGAUUGGAAUCAUUGGGAUGGUUUUACAAUUUAUUGUCUUCCCAAUGGCCGCCAAACGAUUCGGUGUGCUCAACUGCUUGAAGGGCGUGGUGCUUGUCUUUCCUAUGAUUUACUUUGUGACACCGUUCACCUCUCUUGUCCCGGAGUCUUUGCGCCACUUAACCGUCUUUUUCCUCAUGCUCUCAAAGCUCUCUGCUUCCAUCUUUGGAUUCCCUUGCAUCACGAUCCUACUUACCAACUCUGCGACUAGCUUAACUGUGCUUGGGACUCUGAAUGGUGUUGCUACGAGUGUCAGUGCUGUUGGACGAGCCGCCGGGCCAGCCAUCUGCGGAGCCGCGUUCUCGUUCGGAGUGAAGAAAGGCUACAUCAUCUUCCCAUGGUGGACGCUCACGAUAUUCGGUAUCUUGAGCGCUAUCCCCAUAUACUGGACCGUGGAGACGGAUGGGUUCCAGGGCAACGGCGUGGUUGAAGAGGACGAAGAACCUCAAGAGACCGAGUACGGGGCAGCAGAUCAACGUCGGUCUCCUGAGAGCAGGGCUUGCCACUAAUCAACUUUAUACCGUAUCAAAAGUUGUACAAAAGUCCACGACAAUUGUCUCCGUCGCCUCCAUGCAUACCAAACAAGAAUGACCCGCCUGACAAUGCUGUAACCUAAGCUUAAUAAUCACCGCUCGUUGCGGAGACAGGAUCCCACGAACGCUGAUAAAGAAGUGAUGAUCAUGAACAAAAGUUAUGCCAGCGAUAGCCAUUUAAAUGAAUGAUAGUCAAAUAUGCUCAGUCGGUGAAAUUGCAAACCCACCUAGUUGUCUCAUCAAUAUAAUAUACAAGUGGAGUACUCCAGCUGUCUCCAUGAAAUACCGAGCGCCGAGCUCCCCAUUGACCAAUCAUGACGACGACAAACGGAGCCUGUUCCCUU
Molecule: messenger RNA, 2107 nt
Organism: Aspergillus alliaceus
Lineage: Eukaryota; Fungi; Ascomycota; Eurotiomycetes; Eurotiales; Aspergillaceae
Product: MFS transporter
Exons: 5
Coding region: 291-1739 (482 amino acids)
Biological process (GO): transmembrane transport
Molecular function (GO): transmembrane transporter activity
Source: RefSeq, a predicted model, not a curated record